Molecule: messenger RNA, 924 nt
Organism: Neopsephotus bourkii (Bourke's parrot)
Lineage: Eukaryota; Metazoa; Chordata; Aves; Psittaciformes; Psittacidae
Gene: CENPK
Product: centromere protein K
Exons: 10
Coding region: 46-882 (278 amino acids)
Biological process (GO): kinetochore assembly; mitotic sister chromatid segregation
Cellular component (GO): nucleus
Source: RefSeq, a predicted model, not a curated record
GGUGUCUCUGACGCCGGUGUAGCUCUGGGGUUUGUGCCGGGGAGAAUGGGAGCUCCCGGCCUGACCUCCUUUUGUGAUGCGGAAAGUUUACAAGAAAACCCUGAUGUCUCAGUUUGUUAUGCAGAUGCCAAGCAAGAAAUCUUGGAUGAAUGCGAGAGUGUUUGGAAGCAGAUGGAAGAGUGUCAGAGGAAGCUAAAGGGUCUACAAACAGGAGCAUUGCCAAAAUCAAAUCCCAAGCUUUCCUUGUCUAUUAUGCGCAUGAAAGCUUUGGCAGCAGAAUAUAAUCAGUGGCAAAAAAGAAGUCCUGAAAUGAUUUCUACCAAUCCAAAUAUACUGUUGCCAUUAGGAAAAAAAAAGUUGCAGGAAGUCAAGGAUGAUCUUGAAAAUGUGCUGUCAUCAGUUCAGUUAAAGAAUAAAACCCUGGAAGAAGACCUGAAAAGAGAACAGAAGUGGUACGAAGAACAGAAGCAGUUAACAGAUACUCUUAGUAUAACUGAGGAAGAGACAAGAAAACAAGUUGAACAAGUUUCCAAGAAAAGAGCAUUUCGUGAACAGAAAAUGAAAAUCUCGCAACUAAAGGUAUAUAAGAAAAAACUACUGACUGCUCUGGGGGAAUUCCUGGAAGAACAUUUUCCUUCUCCAGAGAAAGGUGGAAGUGCUGAAAAGAAGAAUUCUCAAGAAGAGCCAGUUGUAGAACUGAAACCACUGCAAGUUAUAUUAGAGAUUCUUAUAGACAAAUCAAUGAGCACACCGCAUGAACCCUAUAUAUCAAUCGAUGACUCAUUUUGGCCACCUUAUAUGGAGUUGCUCCUGCGACAUGGAAUUGCUCAGAGACAUCCAGAAAAUCCAGACAAAAUGCGUCUAGAAAACUUUCAUGGGUAGUGUGACCUACAUCUUUAUUUUUAAAGGAAAUUGCUCUUGGAG